This is a messenger RNA of Aspergillus terreus NIH2624, 1416 nucleotides long. Its product is annotated as T6SS phospholipase effector Tle1-like catalytic domain-containing protein. The transcript has 3 exons. Bases 1 to 1416 code for a protein of 471 amino acids. NCBI's taxonomy places the organism in Eukaryota, Fungi, Ascomycota, Eurotiomycetes, Eurotiales, Aspergillaceae. The record is from RefSeq and is a predicted model, not a curated record.
AUGCCGCACGCAAUGGAGAAUCAUGUCUCUGGCAUGGAUGCGGCGCCAUCAGGUCCUCGCAAGUUGGUUCUCUGCCUGGACGGCACGGGGAACCAAUUCCAGGGGUUUGAACGUGAUUCCAACAUUGUGAAGAUCUACCAAAUGCUGGAAAAGAAUACCCCAAACCAGUAUCAUUACUACCAGCCGGGAAUCGGGACCUAUGUUGAAGGUCAAUCGUCCAGCUCAGGAUUUUUUCGCUUUACCCGACGUCUGAAGUCGAAUAUCAUAACGACCGUUGAUCAGGGUGUGGGCACAACGUUCGAGAGCCAUGUGCUGGCGGCCUAUCGCUUUAUUAUGCGAUAUUACACCUCCGGGGAUCACAUCUACAUUUUUGGGUUCUCGAGAGGCGCCUACACCGCGCGGUUCCUGGCUGAAAUGAUCCAUGAACUGGGCUUGCUCUCUCAGGGCAACGAAGAAAUGAUCCGCUUUGCGUGGGAUACUUUCAGCAACUACCAGGUCGCGCGGACGAAUCCUGAUCCCACGCCCAAGGACGAGGCGUUGAUCAAAUACAUGAAGAAAUUCCACAUCACCUUCUGUCGUCCGCGGGUGCAAGUUCAUUUCCUCGGGCUGUUUGAUUGUGUGAACAGCGUAGGGCAAUUCGAGAUCCCCUUCAGUCGCAAGUCGCACCAGUACCUGGUCAGUCCCGCCGCACGACACAUUCGUCACGCAGUUUCCAUCCAUGAGCGGCGUCUCAAAUUCAAGCCCGCCUUGUUCUUGCUCGAUCCGAGCAAGACCGUGGACCUGAAGGAAGUCUGGUUUGCCGGAAACCAUGCUGACGUGGGCGGCGGGUGGAGUCUCGCCCCAGGCCAGCACCAUCUUCUCUCGGAUACCCCGCUGAAUUGGAUGCUGCAAGAGGUGCUCCAUCUCGAGGGCUCCGAAAGCAAGAUCUCCUUUCACACCCUGAACGUGGAGGACGUGGUCGAGCGGGAGAAUGCCUUCCCCGGCAAAGAGGAGCCGGGCACGACGGCGUACGAUGUGCGGAGACGGACGAACCAGCCACACGACAUGCUGGCAUUUAAUCGGGGGGUGAGCUUCAUCAUGGUGCUGUUUUGGUGGAUCUUCGAAAUUCUCCCCCUGUUCACCCGGUUGGAGCUGGAAGAGGGGAGAUGGAUCCCCCGUCGAUUGCCGCCGAACUUGGGCGCACCUCGCGACAUCCCCCGAGGAGCUAUCAUCCAUCAUAGUGUAGACGAGAUGCUCCGUGCGGGCAUCCUCGACCCGGAAUCAAUUCCCCCGCCUGGUGGAGGAAACUCUCACCUGCCCUCGACGGACAAGAUCACCGGUGCGUGGAAGAACAUGAGGAAGAACCUCAGCCCGCCACCGUCACCCGAGAGCGAAAAUGCACCUGCGGGGCAAAGAAAAGCAAAGAGAGCCGAUUGA